GGUAAAUGUAGCAAAGAAAAAAGAGAAGAAAAUAAAAAUUUAAAUCAUUUUAUGAAAAAAAUAGUGCAAAAAUUAAACAAAAAUCCAAGGAAUAAAAUUAUAAAUUAAAUAAUAGAAAAAAAUUACAAACAAAUUUAAUUUAAAAAAAAAAAAUACGCAAAUGUUUUAAAAUUAACUACAAAUAAAUUUUAUUUUAAAUCUGAAAAAUCUAAAAAACAAUUCAAUUCCUUAGCUCGUAAAUAAAACAAUCUAUGUUUAUAUACAAAAUACUCAACAUCAUACAUCAAUUAUAGGGCGGCGGAUACAUUUCCAUCGCCAUUCAAAAUGUUCAAAAACAAUUUGGAUUUUAGUGUUUUAUAUUGUGUUUUGUUGGUGUUUUUUGUAAGAAGUUGUCAUGCUGACUAUAUAUCCCAUUACCAUCAACAUUACUUUUCCUGUGUCGACUGGAAACAGGCACCCGAAGCCACGGCCGGUAAUUGCACCCGUUAUGGUCGCUAUGGUGCCUUAAGAUGUUAUGGUGGCAUGAAUAAUUUAUUAACAUCCAACGAUAUUUACAGCGAUCAGAAAGUACGUAAAAUGGAGGAGAUCAUAUUUUGUGGUUGGCCCGAACAAGUCUUUAAUCCGGUUAUAGAUUUACAACCAUUUCCCAAAAUAAAAUCUUUGACCAUUGAGUACAGUGAUAUGACGGAAAUUGUUUUCGAUUUUCCCGAAAUGUUUUAUUUGGAGUCCAUAAAUAUAUCUUGGACGAAUUUGUCUUAUUUAGCACCCAGAACUUUUAAAAGAAUACAUUCUUUAAGAAUUGUUGACCUAAGAUGGAAUCAGUUAAUACAAUUGGAUAGCCCUUUGGCCUUGCCUAGAUAUUUUAAAGAACUAUAUUUGGCUGGUAAUCCUUGGAAUUGUACUAGAAAUUUUAAAUGGCUGCUCAUACCGGAAAAGGCCAAAGUGGUGGUGGAUCGUGAGAUAAUAGCUUGUACAGAUCGUAAAUAUAAGGAUCGACAUUUAUUGAUGGUGGUGAAUUAUAAAGCGAUUUUAAAGAGCGCUUGUUUAUCUCAUCCGGAUAUACAGAAUUGUACUUGUCUAAUGCAUCAUAUUAUACCCAAGUCCCAUAUACCUUUGUAUACGGUUAACUGCUCAAAUUUGGGUUUCGAUCGUUUGCCUACGUAUUUGCCUGAGAACACUACCAUGUUUUUUGCUAAUGACAAUAAGAUCACCGAUGUUACGCCUUUACGCAAUAACAUCCAUUAUCGCUAUGUGGUAGAUGUACAUUUGGAAAACAAUUCUGUGGAAAAUAUAGACGUUUUAGAGGGCGGCUAUUGGCUGGAACAUUUUCGCCUACUUAAUUUAAAAAAUAAUAAACUGAAAAAGAUUCCCGUGUAUGCUUUGGACAAUGCCUUGGACGACAAUCCCAAUGCUAAUCUUCUACUGUUGAGUCAAAAUCCCUGGUAUUGUUCCUGUAAAUUUGCCAUGAGAUUUAGAGAAAUUGUAAAUAAAUACAAUGCCAUUUUAAGAGAUGCUUGGAAUAUAUCCUGUACCUAUAAGCAAGGUGAUGAGUUAAAAACUUCGAAAAUAUUGGCCAUCAGCCGGGAAGAUGUUUGCAAGCCUAAGGAUGAAUCUAAAAUACAUGCAUUAGAUUGGGUUAAUGGGCUAUUGGCUUCGUUAAUAGUGUUUAUUUUGGGUAAAUUGGCCUAUGAUUAUUACUAUUAUAAAAACUACGGACGUGUGCCCUGGAUAGUAAUGAAAUUGCCAUGAAUUAAGGCAAAAACGAAGUAAAUUUAAUUAUUAUUAAUAAUUGUGAUAUUAGAAAGGUAAUUUCUGGUAAUAAGAACUGCUUUUCAUUAAAUGUUUAAACGAAUAUUUGUUUUUAAGUAUUAUUUUUCUUUUAAAUAUUCAUAAAUAUUUCUUUUAUUUUAAGUAAAUUUGUGGCUUUUGUACAUUAAAUGUAUGUAUAUAGAUAUAUAUAUAUAAUUUUUACAAAUACCUUUUAAAUAAACUACUAUAAUUUAAUUUAAUAAUAAAAAAAAUCAAUAAAACUAAACAAUAAAAUAGGAAACUUUUAGAGAAUAAAGGAACAACUAAACCACCAAAUCAUUAUAAUGACAAUAA
Calliphora vicina (urban bluebottle blowfly) is the source of this 2103-nucleotide messenger RNA. RefSeq names its product Protein singed wings 2 (gene swi2). The transcript is spliced from 8 exons. Lineage: Eukaryota; Metazoa; Arthropoda; Insecta; Diptera; Calliphoridae. The record is from RefSeq and is a predicted model, not a curated record. Bases 325 to 1749 code for a protein of 474 amino acids. Gene Ontology annotation, cellular component: extracellular matrix.